AUGACUGAUCUAGUGUGUCGGGGAUGUGGCUUGUUAAUUUGCAGCGUUCGUGACAUUGUUAACAUGAAUAGUGAAGGGACGAGUUCUCACUUUGUGAACAGCGCGGGUUACAUUCACGAGAUGGUGACCGUAUCACUUGCACAGAACUUCGUUCCUCGAGAUCAGCCUUGUGCGAAAUUCAGCUGGUUUCCUGGCACAACUAUGGCUGACAUUAAGCCCAACCAUACCAUCUACAUCAACAACCUCAACGAGAAAAUCAAAAAGGAUGAGCUGAAGAAAGCGUUGCACGCUAUUUUCACGCAGUUCGGUGAGAUUGUCAGUAUUAUGUCAUUCAAGACGCUGCGCAUGCGAGGACAGGCACACAUUAUUUUCAAGGAGAUUUCUUCGGCGUCAAACGCAUUGCGAGCUAUGCAAGGAUUCCCAUUCUACGACAAACCGAUGCGAAUUCAAUACGCACGUGAAGACUCGGACGUGAUUGCUAAAGCUAAAGGAACAUAUGUCGAAAGAGCUGUUAGAGCUCCCAUUCGUACUCAGAAGAAGAAGAAGGGUGCCAAGGGAGCUGGAAGAGGUGGAGAUCACGAAGGACCAGCACCACCCAAUAAAAUCUUGUUCUGCACAAAUCUACCCGAUGAAGCUACCACUGACAUGCUUCAAAUUCUGUUCAAUCAGUUCCCUGGUCUGAAGGACAUUCGGUUGGUGCCAAAUCGAUCCGGCAUCGCUUUUGUUGAAUUUGAAUCGGAAGAAUUGGCCGCACCUGCCAGAAUAGCUCUUAAUAAUUUCAAGAUUACUCCGGAACAACAUAUGAAGGUCGACUAUGCUAAGAAGGUCUUUCAGAUGGCGAGAGCAGCUCUAGGAGUUUCACUAUCGAUUGCAUCUCGUUCCUCUAUGUUACGAUCCUCAUGUCAAGCUUGGCGAUCAUGUGGAAAAAUAGUGUCGGACUGUGGUCGUCCAGAGGAGACGAAUUGCUGGAAUUGCAGUGAUGCUGUGCAGUGUACCAAGCAAUUUUUUUGUAAUAAUUGUCAUCUUAUACAGCCACCUCCUGAGACUCAAAAUUUGUUUGAAUAUUUGGGAUUGCCGGUAUCAUUCGAGAUCGAGGACUCUGUGCUGAAGAAAAAGUUUCGUGAAAUGCAGUUUCAACUGCAUCCAGACAAAUUCGCUCAAGCUUCAGAACAUGAAAAAGAGAUAUCCGACGAGCACUCACGGAGGCUGAAUGAGUCUUAUAAAACGCUAUCCGAACCACUUCUCCGGGCCAAAUAUUUACUGAAAAUUUUAGGAGAGACUGACGCUACCAGCAAAGAUAUGGACCCGUCGUUUUUGAUGGAUAUGAUGGAGCGGAAUGAACGAGUGGCAGAAAUGAGUAGCGCACAGGAGCUGACAUCUGAGAUGGAUUCUGUGCAGAAGGAGAUCAAUAAUCUCUUGACAGGAACUGAGCAAACUGUUCGCAGAGAAGAACCUGGAAGGAGUUCGUACGGAAAUCACGAUGUUAAGCUAUUUGUAUUCGUUACGUUCUUUGAUUGA
Cooperia oncophora is the source of this 1518-nucleotide messenger RNA. The record is from the annotation of a GenBank genome assembly. NCBI's taxonomy places the organism in Eukaryota, Metazoa, Nematoda, Chromadorea, Rhabditida, Trichostrongylidae.